UACUCGAACAGAUCGCUUGGGAUACGGGGUAAAUCUGGUUACAUUGAGCACAUACCGUUGGAUCACAUUUGACUGAGUGCUUUCAACGGCAGUGAAGGCGGAUUCUAUUUUAAUAGAUUUGUGGAUGUGAAGAUUGGAAGAUUAUUUUCCAAAGAUUUAUUGCGAAAGUUAGAAGUUAUUCUUCCGGAGGUCCGCUUCCCUCCGCAAACGUCUACCAUACAGCGCCACAUACACUUGCAUAAGUGGCAAGCACAUUGAAUUACCUGCCAAUCUAACGAUGAAAUCGACCUUCCUGGUGGUGUUGGAGCUGGCGUUCUUCCUUCUGCCCGGACGCGUUCUCUACGCCCAGAAGGAUAGCGGUAACUGGACAAGAACGGUGUCGACGAAAGCACCGCUGGAGUGUAUGUGCCGACCGUGCACCGGCAUCGAGGACGCGAACGUCAUUCCCCAAGAGCUGACGUCCUUUGCCGACGAGGGUACACUGACCGGCUACUUCCAGAAGUCGCACUACAAAUCCAUCGAAUAAGUCACACGUUGCGUCGGAAACGAAAGCUUCAAAACUCACCCUUCACAGUGUGAUUCUACGUCAAGAGGGCUAAAGGGUUCGAGGAUGAUAGGUUCGAUACGUCCGAGACUUAUCCGUUUACUAGGAGAAAAAUAGAUGUGUUCAAUCGUGUAGAUCUGCUAAGCUGCUAACAGAUAGGAAAAGAUUCGCGUUAAAAGUCAUCCGGUGGGAACUGUGGGAUAUUGGGAUAUUUGAACCAACAAAAAAUUAAACUCAUAGAAUAGUAAUUAACGCUCAUUUUACGACAAAAACCACCAGUAUCUUAUAGCAGUGUAGCUGCAAUAGAAUGAGAUUGUAUGGUGCCAUUGAUGUUGUUUUAGAGAAUAGUUCCAAUAAAUCUGAAUCUGUAGAAUUAAUA
This is a messenger RNA of Anopheles merus, 923 nucleotides long. It is a transcript of the gene Burs, whose product is annotated as bursicon. The transcript has 4 exons. Lineage: Eukaryota; Metazoa; Arthropoda; Insecta; Diptera; Culicidae. Bases 278 to 526 code for a protein of 82 amino acids. The record is from RefSeq and is a predicted model, not a curated record.